UCGGCCACCGAGGGUGCCGCUUCCGCAUCGUCGAUGCGGCAGCACACGCUGGCGGGCCAGCGCCCGCUCCAUGCCGCCGCCUCGCCCUCGCCGCCGCUGUCUUCGCGAGAAGCAUCGCCUGCCCGCCCCCAUCAACGCAAUGUCUCCACGACGGCGAGGCCCACGGUCCGGCCAGGCUUCCGCUCACGCAAGAGCAGCACCGACGCCAGCCCCAGCCGCAUGUCCAGCCUGGCCAACUCGACGACGCCCGGCCCGACGGCCGUGGUUGUCCAGCGUGCCCACUCGGCCACGAGCAUACCGGAGAUGACGCCAGCAUCAACACCGUCGUCGUCCAACGACACGAUCCGAGCACCGCGCCCCUCGAGGCCCGGCUCCAAGCCCGGCCCGGUCGACUCGACGCCGCUCUCGCCGCGCUUCAAGUCGCCGCCGCCCGCGGGCGACAUAUACUCGCACUCGCGCCGCAACUCGCUGCGGGCCCAGCUCCGAAAGCAAGAGGUGCAGUCGACGCCCGCCAUCAUCGUCGAGAGCUCGUCGCCCAUGUCGCCGCCGCGGCUGGCCGCGCCCGAGGACGCGCUGGCGAGCGAGCCCGAGGAGCCGACGCAAACCAUCAAGGCGCCUGGCCGCGGAGCCGGUGGGCUGCAACCCAAGCUGGAAACGGUGCAAGAGUCUAGCUCGCCUGCCACGCCCGGAUUCCAUGGUCUAGAGCCGCAAAGCUUUGUUCCUUCUGCCGUCGCCCCCAAGUUCGACCCGGAGCGAAAUGACGUCAACUCGUCCAAAGUCACCGAAGACCUCAGUUCCAGACUCGACUCGUCCAAGCACGACUCUUCCAAGCACACGGAGAGCGGCAGCGACAGCGCCACCAAAGGCGCCAAGAAGGGCAAGAUGCAGGAGCGCCGCUCCGCCUACGCCCAGCGACCCUACCACUCUGUCUCGGCAAAGCCUUCGCUGUCCUCCAUGUCGACCCGCUCGCGCGAUCCGCCGCUGCGCAACAUGACGGUCGAGACCGAAACCGUCCCCUCGGUCGCACAGGCGUCCAUUGUCAACCAGGACCGCGUCGCCUCGGGUCGUGCAGACGGCGGUGUGCGCCUCCGCCCCAGCAACGAAACCAUACGUCCCAAAAAGGAGAAGAAACCCACAAAGCGAAAAGCCGCAUCCAUCAAUGCAGGCACCGGUAGGUUGCAACACAUCUCGUACCAUCACCACACGGCCUCGGCCUCGGGCAGCCCUAUUUCAUACCGCUCGUGCGAAGAAGGGCGCUCGUUGCUGACCAUGUCGCCCCCCAGCCCAGAGCUGCGCGUGUCUCUUCCUCCCCGCCCUCCCCAUCUCAGCUAUUUUUAUUCCAGCACUAACAACAGCUACCGCACAGCUUCAUCCAAGGCAGACGUCUUUGAGCAAAAGGUGGCCAGUGCCGUCGACGAGGCCGACUCGUCCGACUCGGAUGCCACCUUCAUCUAUGAGUCGAACCCGCCCGAGCAGCCGCACCGCAGCCGCCAACACCACCACUCCCGAACCCCGAGCAUGACAUCACUAGCAAGCCUCACCGACCCACGACUCCAACUGCGCGAUAACCAAAAGCAUCCAAGCAAGAAGAGCAGCAUCAAAUUCACCAACCCCUACAGCAACCCGAGCAUCGACGGAGACGACCGCGGCGAAGGCACUGUGCGGUUGGGAUCCGGCCGGGCGGGCGGAGGCAGCCACCAUCACCACAUCGGCGGCAGAUAUGGCCAAGGCCGAGGUGCACUGAACCCCAUGGUCAUGGACAGUGACUCCUCCAUGCCCCAGUCUUCGCGCACCCGUGGCCCGGCCUCGAGAAAUGCAUCGCAGCCAAACAGUCCUCGCUUCCACACGUUCAGUGUUGGCAACGGCCAUACCAACGGUAACAAGAAGAGCAGUGAGUACUCGGCUGCCUACGAUAUUGACGCAGAGCAUGCAGCCGAUGACGAACGCACCCCACUCAUCUCUGGCCGAAGCCCACGAGCUCGAACGCCCCGUCAAAGGAAUAGCGCCACGGUACGCCAACUAGAACGUCGACACCGCCGCGAUGGCGGGUGGUGCCGUCGCUUUGCUGGGUGCUUGGUUCUCUCGAUACUGCUCUUGGUUGUUGUCUUUUGCGCGGUUGGGCUGGUCUUUGCCACUACCAAGCCGCUUACGAGCCUCAUGGUGCGCGACAUCCAGAACGUUGUGGCCAGUCAAGAGGAAGUCAUCUUGGAUCUCAUCGUCGAUGCCGUCAACCCCAACAUCAUUGGCGUUACGGUCGCCGACAUGGACGUUUCUGUAUUCGCCAAGAGUAAGCAUGUCGGCUCCGACACGUGGUGGCGUGAGCACGGAAACGGACCGCCCGGAAACAUGGAGAACUGGAAGCCCAUCCAAGACGAAGCUUACCCCACCGACACCGCUCCUGUCAGCGCUAGAGGAAUCGACGAAGGAACGGAUCCCAUCGAAGGCGAGCCUCGCACCAUGUUGCUUGGCCGUGUGUACCGCUUCGACUCGCCCCUGACCUUUGAAGGCUCCUUCUUUCAGCGACAUCGCGCCGAGUCGAUUGGUGAGCUUCGUUUGGGGCAUCCAGGAAACAAGACCGAAGCGGGUGGAAGCGAACGCUGGGAAGAAGUUUUGCAGUAUCCUUUUGAACUCAUUGUGAGGGGUAACUUCAAGUACACACUCCCCCUGAGCACCCAGGAGUUCAAGGUCCCCGUCACAGCAUCCCAUUACUACGAUCCAGAUAUCGAAAAAAGGAAAAGGCCCACCGCCCUACCGAGGCACGAAAAGAGGAGGAAUCUACCGUCUGUACCAACAAAGCCGUGGGGGCGCUAUGACCGUAGAGCACUAGCGCUCUGGCAUGUCCAAUAG
This is a messenger RNA of Exserohilum turcica Et28A, 2847 nucleotides long. RefSeq lists its product as uncharacterized. The record is from RefSeq and is a predicted model, not a curated record. Gene Ontology annotation, biological process: vacuole inheritance; protein localization to vacuolar membrane; positive regulation of phosphatidylinositol biosynthetic process. NCBI's taxonomy places the organism in Eukaryota, Fungi, Ascomycota, Dothideomycetes, Pleosporales, Pleosporaceae. The transcript is spliced from 2 exons. The annotation marks the transcript as partial. Gene Ontology annotation, cellular component: PAS complex; fungal-type vacuole membrane.